Messenger RNA from Musca vetustissima, 858 nucleotides. It is a transcript of the gene Yif1, whose product is annotated as protein YIF1B. Bases 30 to 845 code for a protein of 271 amino acids. Gene Ontology annotation, cellular component: Golgi membrane; endoplasmic reticulum-Golgi intermediate compartment; endoplasmic reticulum membrane. The record is from RefSeq and is a predicted model, not a curated record. The transcript has 3 exons. Lineage: Eukaryota; Metazoa; Arthropoda; Insecta; Diptera; Muscidae. Gene Ontology annotation, biological process: endoplasmic reticulum to Golgi vesicle-mediated transport.
GAGCAGCUGGACAAUUUCCACAAUUUGCAAUGUUUCAACAACCCAUUGUACAGGAUAUGGCCAUGCAGUAUGGUCAACGUUUGGCCGAUCAGGGUAAACAAUUGGUCGAGAAUCAAUUUACAAAAUGGGUACCCGUAGCCAAGUUGAAAUACUAUUUCUCAGUGGAUAAUAAUUAUGUGAUUAAUAAAUUGAGGUUGUUAUUCUUUCCAUUUACACAUAAGGAUUGGUCUCUCAAAUAUGAUCAAGAACAACCCGUACAACCUCGUUAUGAUAUCAAUGCUCCCGACUUGUAUAUACCGACAAUGGCUUUUAUAACAUUUGUUGUUGUGGCCGGUCUUAUGUUGGGUCUACAGAAACGUUUCUCACCCGAGGCCCUUAGUAUACAGGCAUCCAGUGCAUUGGCCUAUUGUAUUUUUGAACUGGUCGUAUAUACAAUCACGCUAUAUGUGGUCAACAUUAAAACGAAUUUGAAGACAUUGGAUCUAAUGGCAUUUGCGGGUUAUAAAUUUGUCACAAUUACUGCAUGUCUAUUGGUGAGCACAAUGUUCCAUGGUUUCGGCUAUUAUUUGGCAUUGGCAUAUUGCAGUUUAUCGUUGGGAUUCUUUUUGUUACGAACUUUGAAAACCAAAGUUCUGCAUGAAACCUCACCAACUGCUGCCACCGGUGCCAUCAACUAUGAUCCCUAUGGUAAUCCCCAACAGUUGGAUUACACUGGCGGUCGAAAACGAAAACUAUAUUUCCUUUUCCUGGUUGUUGGCGGACAGGCCUUUUUAUCAUUUUUAUUAUCGAAACAUUUAUAUUUCCCCGAUGCGGCCACCUUAGAAGCUAGAAAUUUACAAUUUUAAGUAAAUACUCGAC